AUGGAUCCUCGCUCCAAGUUUGUCACGCCGCAGCCCUCUGCUCCUACCUUUGCCGAGAUGUCUAAGCGCCGCACGGGUACCGCUGCUCCCGCCCUCUCCACGAAUUUUGUGCUUUCCAAAGACCGUCCGGAGUCGGCUACCUCCCCCAAAUCUCCUUGGAGACGCUUCUUUCACAGAUCGCUCAUUUGCCGUUCAUUUGAAAACCGUGACCGCUCAAACAAUGGCGCCGACCAUGGCAGCCUCAUAUCCGCCACCGCGAACUGCGAUCCUAGACCUCUGUCGCCUUCAGAGGGUGCCAAUACACGCGACAUCUCCCCCGCAUCGCUACGCCGACCAGUUGUCGAGAAGGCAGACACAUUCAUGCGUCCAGACUCACGUGGUAGCAUAUCCCCCUCAUCCCGCGCUCGCACACCACCCCUCGACGUACUGGAUCAGGUUGAUGAAGAAGAUGACGACAACUUUGUUGGAGCGUUGGAUGAUUUCUUGUCGUACGCCGUAGAAGAGCCUUUAUUCACAACCCGGCUCUCUCCACCACCGUUCAGAAGGGAUCCGGCUACGAGCUCUUCUGCUCAGACUGUGGUGCCAUCACCUCGUAGCCUCUCGAUAUCAUCCACACGGCACCAAGCACUUGCAAAAUUAUCGAUGCCGGAGAGCCCGAGUCGUUCAUCUCGGGAUACUUUGCACUCUGGAUGCCCUUCAUCCACUCUGUCAAGUGCUACGAACUCGCCCGCCUCUCCGACGCUUAAAGAUUUUCCCUUGUCAAGCGACAUUUCGUCGUUUGAUGGCGAGUCCCAGGAUGACGACGACAGUGAGCGGUUCUCAUGCCCUGGCCGUGAAGAUGUGCAUGUCGGCCAUGAAGCAGCACGCGCAAACAAGCAUGUCAAGGGUCCAUCGACGGCGUCUUUUUCGAGAUAUCGACUGCCGCAGCUGACGUUUUCAACGGAUAAGCUACCUCUUGCCGAGGAUAAAUUCUCGACAAGCCCUCGCUUCACAACCAUGACAUCGCCGCUGCUGCUACCUGGCUCCGGUCAGCCUGUGAGCAGCAACGGCGACUCCAACCUACUGGGCUCGAGCCUGGACACGGGUCUCGACGACUUUGCCCGCGAGCUUAGCUGGCUGACCGAUUCGAUCACGAGUCGGCGCUAG
Messenger RNA from Beauveria bassiana ARSEF 2860, 1146 nucleotides. RefSeq lists its product as uncharacterized. The coding region runs from base 1 to 1146 and encodes 381 amino acids. The record is from RefSeq and is a predicted model, not a curated record. NCBI's taxonomy places the organism in Eukaryota, Fungi, Ascomycota, Sordariomycetes, Hypocreales, Cordycipitaceae. The transcript has a single exon.